AUGGAUGGUAACCAGUCUCUUAAGCUCGUCGAUGACCUCUUUCGAUCCGGUGUCACUCGCAGUGAUGGUCGCAUGGACCGCACUGAUAUCUGGCUGACUCCCGAAGCAGUCGAUCAAUUCAAAGAUGAGGUUGCUCGAUUAAAUCAGCAACCUCAACCGUCUACAUCCAGCGGCAGUGCACCUGGACUCCCAGACGAUGCACAUGCAGAGUUGGAUGACAUUGACGACGAUGUUGCAGCAGAGCAUGGCAACACAGAAGGCGUGCUCAAGCCGAUCACAGUAUGCGUGGAGCGCUGGCGCAAUGCCGGUCCAAAGGUGCACAAAAAAUGUUUGCAUUGUUCGCACGGAGAGUUGAUGAAACAGCCCCUCGCCAUCAUUGACAAGCUCAUUGAGGUUUACGGCACUAAUGUUAAGGUGGGGUACGACAUCGCAUGUGCAUUUUUGAAGACGCUCGCCCGUAGCUCUCUUGGACCACAUGCCACAAAAGCGCGCAUGUCUGGGGUGGUGCCGGCAUUUCACGGGCAUGGUCAUAACUGGGGAUGUCAGGUACACUGGCAUCCACUAUAUAUGGAUGACGUUGGCAAGGAGGAUUUUGAGGGAUGUGAGCGGUGCUUCUCUGAGUCGAACGCGCUUGCCCCUGGCACGCGACUCGCCACAUCGUUCCAUCGUCAUCAGGCAAUCGAACAGUUUUUCGGAUUUUGGGAUGAACAGAAGCACAUUGAAUCAGGCAAUUUCAUCUACAAUAAUUACAAGCAAGCCCUCGACAUCAUCAUGCAGGACUCGGAGGUGCUCGAUGUUCUGUCCGAGGAAUUGAAUAUUGGGCCGGCUGAAUAUGAACGAUACCUGGAGGAAGAGCGAGAAUACCUGAGCGGGCUUAAGGUAGAACCGCCCGAAGUGGCACGCAAGGUGGAUUACAUGGAGGCAUUGAAGCAUCUCGAAGAAGCUGGGCAGAAAUGUGAGCAGGCAUGCGUGGAAUUCAACAACCUCGACUACAACAUCAUCUACAAGGGGUACCAGAAAAAGGAAAUUGCGAAGGUGCAGAUGCUGUAUCGAACGACUUACAGCUGGUAUGAAGGAGUUGCCGAAGAAGUGCGGCUGAUAGAAGAGGAGCUAAGUAUCAUCGAGCGAUGGUUGCCUGGGACCCAGGAGUACAUAGAGAUGACUGCAGAAUUGGGAAGGCAUAAGUAUCGGCGUGCCUUGGACAACCUGGAGCGAUUGGUUGUGCAGCGGCUGUUUGAGCUGAUGAAGCUUGGCAUGAGCGGUGUCGGAUACAAACUUUGUGAGAAGAUUGGGAAAGCCUUGAAAACACGAGCAGAAGCCAUCAAGAAGGCUCUUGCUGAGUACAAUCGCUGUGCCCUGGAACUGUCACCUGCACGCCCAACUCUGACGUGGUCGGAGGUAAUGGACAUGGUGUCCCUGGCGGACUUUGACCUGCUACGUGAUGCACGUCAAGAUAUCCAUACCCUACCAUGGGCGCAGAUUCAUGAGAAGAUUGCACACCACCUCUACCAGACCUCACAACUCGCAGGAUUCUCAGAGAAGGUGGUGUGCAGUCGCCACAUUGGGCGUGAAACUGGUCCGACCCUUGGUAUACCCCUACCGUCCUGGGCGUGCUAUAGUAAUGGCGACGUGUAUCUGGCUGAAGAUGAAGAAGAAGACGAUGGCUCUCAUGGCAUUCCAGGGUUGAGUUCCGAGCUGGAGGCGAUACAUCUUGUUGACUUUUUUGAUGAUCUAGGCAGACAGUAG
Molecule: messenger RNA, 1746 nt
Organism: Sparassis crispa
Lineage: Eukaryota; Fungi; Basidiomycota; Agaricomycetes; Polyporales; Sparassidaceae
Exons: 8
Coding region: 1-1746 (581 amino acids)
Source: RefSeq, a predicted model, not a curated record